CAUAUUUUAAGUGGGUUAGAUAAAAUAAAAUUUCAACGAAGUAAAUUUAAAAUCCUGCGCGCAGCACUCUUGCCGCCUCCGGCAAACCUUGCUUCCCCGGUCAAGGUCAAGUUUAUCCGCCUCGGCUCGGCUCGGCGAGCACAUAAACCUCCCGAUAUCGGUAGCUUUCUUCACUCUUCCUUCUAUUGAUUUGUUCUACUCGGUACCUUACUGUUUCCUUUUGGUCUUCGUUUGCGUUUCUCUGUUCCGAUUACUGCUCACAUACAUUCCGUGAGCUUAACCCUAAUUUGCCUGCCUUCCAGUUUGCAGGUUUCUUUGACGGUUCGAGGGAGAAACUGAACUCGCCACCAUGAGUCGGCCCAUGGAAGAGGAUGCUCCAAGCAAGGAGGAAGAAUUCAGCACUGGUCCACUUUCAGUUCUGAUGAUGAGUGUGAAGAAUAACACCCAGGUGCUGAUAAAUUGCCGUAACAACAAGAAGCUUCUUGGGCGCGUGAGGGCAUUCGAUCGUCACUGCAACAUGGUCUUGGAAAAUGUCAGAGAGAUGUGGACUGAGGUGCCAAAAACAGGGAAAGGCAAGAAGAAGGCUCAACCAGUGAACAAAGAUAGGUUCAUCAGUAAAAUGUUUCUCCGCGGUGAUUCAGUAAUCAUUGUUCUUAGGAAUCCUAAGUGAGGUGAGGUAGUAAUCAUGGAUCAAACUCAGGAGCUGCUUCCUAUUAUGAUCCAUCUUUCUAAGAACCGUGGAAAGCCAGUAGUAGUUGGUCGUUCUGUUGAAUUCUGGUGUGCAAGUAGAGGAUUAGAUGAUACUGUAGCUAUCUGUUUCUUUUUAAUAUGAAUGAAUGAAUGACUGAUGAACAGGCAUGUAGUUUCUUUCCAUCGAGUACGGGCGGUAUCCUUGACCAUUUUGGGUGAAAUGUUAAAUCAGGGAGUUUGCCAUUUCUUACUGUUAAUGUAUAUGGUUCAACAAAUGCCAUUAUUAAGAAAGCAAAAGUGAAAAGAAGUCAAAUUAAGCAUGGAAUUGGAUGUCUAGGCAAGUCUUGUAAUGCCUGCCUGUGGUCGUAAUCAUGAAUCUGAAUCCAUCUUUUGUUUGGACUCUUCCUUCAAAGUGGAAUGGACGUGAUUGAAUUUGGAAAGGCUUUUCCGGUCGGUCUGGAUGUGGCCACCUGAACUGAAAGAAAGGUGUUUGCAUCUCAUCUCAUAUAUUGCCAUUGCAAUUCUACUCGUCGAGAUCAGCAUCAGCUCAAAUAUCUAACCAAUUAGUGCCGUGCUUGAUUGUUGUUCGUGUCUGAUCCUACUUCUCUGUCUUGACAUGCGACGGAUAAAUCAAUCGGAUAUAAUGCAUAAUUUAUGGGUCAUUAAUCUUGUAUAUAUGUCAUCUACUUUUCUUUGCCAAUUAAUUUUAACAUAUGAUUUCUCUUUCGUUUUAAGUCGUAUUACUAGUCUAUAUCAUGUGAUAUUGUUUGGUAGUACAUAAGAUUAUAUCACCUGGUAUCCAAGUGUACCAUGCUAGUAUGAAUAUAUACAAGAGUGUAAAGUGGUUAUAUACGUAUGAAUAUAAUAAUGAUCAUUUUACCACCUUUCAUCAACGUUUACCACCUAUACCUAUUACCACAGUAUACUAGGGUGGUAUAUGGUGGUGUAUUUGAUCACGAAAAUUAUUCAAUUGAUCACGUUGAAGGUGGUAACGAGUGGUAUGGGUGGUGUGCGGAAAAAUUACUCGUAAUAUAUUAAAAGUAAAUAUCGGUUUGUAGAUCACAACGAACUCGUUCCAUCUGUGUAUAAAAAUUUGAAAUCCAAGUUAAAACAAAAAAGAUAAAAGACAAUUUUAAAAAAUCUGAUAAUAAAAGACAUUUUGAAAUCAGUGACUCGAUUAUGUAAGGGUUACUCUUAAUAUCUUGGACCAUCUUUAGAAAGAGAAGUCCUAUGGUUUACUACUAACUUAAAGCUAGAAAAUAAAAAGUUUUACAAGUACAAAGCACAGAGUAAAAGCAAUUAUAUUUAAUAAAGUUGAGCUAUCAAUAAGUGUCUUUUUUGCUAUGGUAUGGGUAGUUCUUUAAUAUUUUGUUGAUAAAUUAAAUCUUCAUUGCAUUUUUCGUUUAAGAUUGUUGUCUCCUCCUCCACCGAUAUUUCUUAGAAUCGACGUCUUCUCCUCUACCACGAUUGCCUUACUAUUUGAAUCCUCCGAAGAGUCCUCCCUAUGACACAAUAAGACCUUAUGAUAGCUCCUCCUCUGCCUCGAUCGUUGUUGCUCUUUGGAUAUUUCGACAAUUCCUCCACCACAAUUAAAAUGGAUGUCAUCU
Linum trigynum is the source of this 2297-nucleotide messenger RNA. NCBI's taxonomy places the organism in Eukaryota, Viridiplantae, Streptophyta, Magnoliopsida, Malpighiales, Linaceae. The record is from the annotation of a GenBank genome assembly.